This is a messenger RNA of Hypoxylon trugodes, 2326 nucleotides long. RefSeq lists its product as uncharacterized. The coding region runs from base 156 to 2231 and encodes 691 amino acids. Lineage: Eukaryota; Fungi; Ascomycota; Sordariomycetes; Xylariales; Hypoxylaceae. The transcript is spliced from 2 exons. The record is from RefSeq and is a predicted model, not a curated record.
GCACAAGGGAAAAGGGAAAAGGCUGAGGAUGUCCAACGUAGAUGUGGUACAGCGCACAGCCGCUGCACUCCCCUCACCGUUCGAGCGCGCAAUGGCUGCCGCUGCUGCUACCGCAACGGCCGCUGGCGCUGUGACAGCCACAACAUGCUGUGACAAUGGCGGCGACGAAACCCACAACAACCUCCUCCUCAACCUCCUCUUCCUCCACAAUAUCCAAAGGAAUACCGAUAUCUAGCUCCUCGACAACAACCACGACAACAAUACCGACGACAGCGACGACAACCUCCAUUUCUACACCACAAAUUGGAGUAAUAGGGAUAAAAAGGACGAGAAACGGUGAUCACAAAGAAGGUAGAAAUUCAAAAAGUAGGCAGAGGACGUUUACGAAGAGUAUGGAGCCCCCAGUAUUGUCUUUUUACGGCACACAGCCCGUGCCACUUCCCACGCGAUUUGGUAGUUUGAAAAAGCGCCUUGUCGCCGGUCAUGAAGCCGCGCUCGAAGCAUCGUGGGGUCGACUGUUGGUUGCAUUGCGCGACGAAGUCAAGCAUAUCGAAAAGCACGGAUCCGGACUAAUUCCUUCGAUCGAUUAUACCGACAUCGAGAAUACCGAUAAAGUUACAUCUUUCGGAGAGAAAUUGAAGCGCUAUGGAAUUGGCGUGAUACGCGGUGUUGUUCCCUCGGCCGAUGCAAGCUCAUGGGUUGAAGAAACCAAGAAGUAUCUCGAGACGAAACACGAGUACAAGCCACCUCCCGCGCAAGAUCCGACUUGUUUCGAUUUCUUUUGGACGCCUGCACAGGUACGGUCGCGCGCGCAUCCGCAUGUCUUGCAAGCGCAGCGAUUUGCCAUGUCGCUAUGGAAUACCAACAAUGACGAUCGUCUCGCUACGCGUUUCCCUAUUACUUAUGCCGACCGUAUCCGAAUUGAAGCCAUGUCUAAUGGGCAUUUAACCGUGAACGGUGCACUUGCACCAACGCAUGAAGACAGCCUAAUUGCUGCAGCGGCCGCUACAUCGUCAGCGCAGAUCGCGCAGGUUGAUAAUGGUAGUCUAGAGCGUUGGGAGCAAGACGGAUACGGUCGGGGUGGACUUUACGAUGCCAUAUUUAAGGGUGAUUGGGAAUCAUAUGACGCGUGGGAUCCGGCUGGUCGCAUCAACGCGACAUCCGACCUAUAUAAUGGUGCUGGCGCGUGUUCCAUGAUGCGAUUAUUCCAAGGCAUCUUAGCACUGACGGUGGUAGAACCAGGUAUGAUCAGGUUACUGCCUUCGCCGAAACUGUCGACUGCAUACUUCCUAUUAAGGCCGUUCUUUGCGCCUAAAGAAGGACCGCCGCCACAGGGAGCUAGCCCUGAGGCGUGGGAUGCAUAUCUAGACGCGUCGAAUUGGGCACUGGAAAAGGAACAGUCGACAAUAAUACAUGGAGCAGUGCCGGGCCACGCGCAACGUGUAACAGCGGCGUGGCAUCCGCAUCUACAUCUCGACAAGAGUCUGGUAACGCCGCCCACACUACAGGCCGGCGACUACAUAGUCUGGCACCCAGACCAAGCAUAUCAAUUCUCUAAUACCAACUACCGCACUGCUAGUAGGCCACAGACUUCAUCUUCGACCUCUAGCGGCAAUGGUCCCGCAGCAGCGCCUAAUGUUGAAUUGACUUCGAUGCUGGUAUACACACCAGCGGCACCGCUGACGCAGACUAAUGCGCUAUUCCUAGCGCGACAACGUAAGGCCUUCCUACGCGGACACCCAGGACCUGAUUUCGACUCGACAGGUACUGGGCUCGGCAGCGAAGCGCCACAUACGGGUCGGCUAGGUGAGAAGGACAUCCGCGAGGUCGGCGGUGCAGAGGGGUUACAAGCUAUGGGAUUGGCGCCGUGGAGUCUAAGCGAAUACACCCAUAAGUCUGCAUCUUCAAGCUCAUCUUCGAAAGAGAAGAAAGUAACGAAGGGAGUGGAUGAUAUGGACGUCGAUGCACCGAGUCGGAGUAGUAGUCGGGAUAGUCGAAGUAGCAGUGCUAGUAGCACACAGGCACAAGCUGAGGUAGUACGACUAGCUAAUAUCAUCCUCUUUCCCGAUCGCUACGACUUCUACAUGCCAACUCGGGCCAGUAGUCCGACGCCAGCGGGAAGAGAUAGACAUGACAAGGAAAGAGACAGUCGGGAAAACAGGAGCAGUAGUAAUAAUAAGGAGAAAGACAACAAGGACCAGGAUAAGGAAAGGGAUCAGGGGAAAGCUUAGAGGAUAAAUACUUACUUACCAGUCUACUCUAGGUACCUACUUACAUAUAAACAAGCAUAGUAGCAGCAAAGCUCGACGCAUUUAGGCCAUCUUGG